CGCUAACUCUGGGUAAAGAAUGCGGGCAAUGCGUGUCAAAUUGUGGCAACAAAGAGAAUGCUCUCUAAGGUGCGUGUUUCUUUGGGAUAUCGCGUCAAUGAAAAGACAAAAGGCGAAAUUAAUUAGGAGAUUUUAGAGAUAAUUUUUCUUUGGGCGCGUGAUAACACUAUAGAGUAGUUUUUCCAUUCGUGUAACCUAAUCCGCAUAAAGAAACACGCAUAUCAUUUCGCGUUUUUCAAAGGAAAAUAACAGGACCGUAUGGUCUAAAAGCUGUUGACUCAAAAACUCGUGUUUUGCGAGAUAAUUGCUCAAACCACUUAUAUACAAAUGUGAUUUGGCAGCUUCUAAAAUGUUGUCUUUGUCCUAACAAGGUUACUGUGAUAGCGUUGACAGUUUAAUUCAAUUUAUCUUCGGUAUCCAACUUUGACGGGCUGUCGCGCUAAUUGAAUUACUCCAUGCGCUCUCGAAAGCUGAUUGGUCGUUGGGUUAGGUAAAUACUUUAAUUAAUUAGUCAUCAAUUUCGCACAAGCUGUAUAAUUUAAUUGACGCAUCCGCAGGCUGGGUGAAUACUCAGAGGUGGCUUGUGCUCGGUGGGUUACGAAUCAAAGGCUCGCGGCGCUACAGAGCUACCUCUCCUUCUUUUACUGUGCCACGAGAUAUCAAACCAUCAUUUGUCUACGCUUCGACCGGCUUUCACUAAAAGAUACUAUUCACAAUGGAGACGCACAGGAAUGGGAAUGAUUCGUCUUCUGUAGGCGAGGACAACUUCAAUGAGAGAAAAUCAGGACAUGGUGACAAAACCACCAAUAACAGAGUGUUGCCAUUUUCUAUCGAAGCAAUUCUUAGCGCCCCGCAUCCGAAGAAACAUUCACCAGUUACAAGGAAAGUGUCUCAUUGGUCAUCACAAGGAACCUCUAUGGAAUCACCUCCAGCUAUUUUAACUCUGGAGGACUUUACAAGUAGUAAUUUACCGGACGAUAAAUCUAAAGAACCAGAAACCGCCGAAAUAGGUGAGAUUUAACUCCUGGCGUUAUUUACCUCACAGGCAAAAGCCACGAAGCUUUAGUACGAGUAUUAGAUUAAAAAAAUCUAUUUCUUUCCUUCUAGUAAACACGUCUUGAAAUUUCAACCGUUUAGCGCCACAAAUCUGCUUGCGCAGCCUUGAACAAAUACUCAGUGACCCUGAAGCAAUUUUGAAGCAAUCGAAAGCUAGUUUCAGCAUUGGUGUUUACUUACGAUUUGCAUAACUCAAGCGUGCUUAUUUUCUUUUCUCUGCUUUUUCUUCUAUUCCUUCAACAAAGCGACUUUUUGUGCGUUAGAUAAAAUUCAGUAGCGUGAUUAAUGAUAUGAUGCCAUUACCAUCUUAUAGCUUCAAGAAACCUUCAGCAAAAGCUGAUGGCAUUUCAAGCAAGACUCAACGCCAGAAAACGGAGAAAAGCAAGAACUUGCUUUACGAAUCAACAGAUAUUUGAGCUUGAGAGACGAUUUGUGUACCAGAAGUACCUAUCUCCUUCAGACAGAGACGAAAUUGCGCACUCUCUGGGAAUUUCUGGUGCACAAGUAAUCACAUGGUUCCAGAACAGAAGGGCGAAAUUUCGACGGGAUCUUGAGGAGCUCAAAAGCGACGUUCAAGCAGCGAAAAUUAUGGACAAUAAGCAAGUGAGCCGAUUGUGCAAACGUUUGGAAAUUUAAUGUCUCACAAGGUGGUUCAAUUGACACAUUCAGGUUUCUUCCGGCACUCUGCAGUCUUACAUGUGUAUAAUCCACCUAACACAACACAAGUAAGCGUUCACUUUGUAUACGCUUUUCGAGAAUCCGUUUUCUUCAAUACCCGCAUUUUCCCUAACAGACACCUGAAAUUUGACAGAUGAAUUUUCUGCCUCAAGUACGGAAAUUUUUUUAUUUAAAAGCGACUCUCUCCUAUGAGAGAUUAGAGAGACUACUCGUUGAGUUUGUAGUGGAUGGCUUGCGUCUCUUUUGUUGGCCUUUUUAAUGAAUCUGUUGAAGAAAUCUGCUUAAAUAACAUGAUUUGUCUCGAGGUUAAAUACUCUGGUUAGACUGUGCCGGCCGCAUUCAUAAAUCACUGAAUGCAGUGACACAUCUAAAGUAAGAUGCUAAAUGAACGAUAAAUCAACUGGCUGUCUACUUAUCCAACUUCACUGAGUCGGUCGGCUUUACUGUCGAAUAAAAGGUCAGGGACAAGCUCCGGAUAUUGCGUUUUAAAAUUCUUGCGUGGUUUAAAAUUGAAUUGCCUGCCUUUCGUUUGCUUUCUUCCACUCGAAUUUGAUUGGUUUAUCAAUGAAUAAUUUCCUUAAAUCUAGCAUGCGUACUCUAUGCAAGACGGUGUCAAAAGAUAAAACAGGAAAACAGGAAACCAGAGCAUCGUUCAUAGCUAAAAUUACGAAGGGUUGUAAAUAUUACAUAUUUGUCAAGUUUAGCUGUUGGUGUACAUGGAAAUAAAUAACAC
Pocillopora meandrina is the source of this 2467-nucleotide messenger RNA. The record is from the annotation of a GenBank genome assembly. NCBI's taxonomy places the organism in Eukaryota, Metazoa, Cnidaria, Anthozoa, Scleractinia, Pocilloporidae.